AUGUUGGUGUUGCUUUUGGGUUUCGGACUAGAAGAGAAAUACAAUGCCUACACAGAAGCUCCAGUAGAUAAGGUGACUUCGGUAUUAGUUAAGGAUACUGAAAAAAUCUUUUCAUUGACUUCAGAGGUGGAGGCUCUACAGCUUGGUGUCACUCAGGAAAAUCAGGAACUACUAGUCACGUGCAUCUCACAAAACCUUGGCUUUGCUGGAGGCAACCCUGUUGCUGCAUGUUCUCAUUUACAAAUGUCUCCUUCACUGGGAUCAUUUGAACUCGAAGAAACAAACAUCUUUGACCGUAUCAUUCAAACAAUAGCUUCGGCCAUUGAAGGAUGCAUGGGAGGCGGUGUUGUCUCUUCUUUGGAUAGACAAAUGCAAGUUGAAGCAAAGUACCCAGCAACUCUUUCAAGCAAGCUUAUUGGAUUCCUAGAGAAGAUGUAUGUUAUGAUCAGAGAUAAUCUGAAGAUUGAGGUCUUUUCUCUUCUCCGGCGCAAGAAAAAAUGUUCCUCAACAAGAUUUGAUUGGUCACUGGGAAAGUAUUGUGGAAAGGCUAAGCAUUACUUGAAUCUAAUGAAAGCAAACAAUGUGAACUCCACCAUUCCUGGUCAGCAAAUUAAUCACACAAAUAUUCUUCUUCAUCAAUCUUCAGCUCCUAAACAGGCAUGCAUGUUCACUAGUAGUAAUAUCUCCUUUUCUUUUGUCUCAAGUAUUCUCCUAAGCGAUGACUGUCGCUAUUUUGUCAACGGGGAGUACGUUGAAACAGGUUUGGCUAAACUAAAAAAUUGGUGUAUAGAGGCUACUGAUGAAUAUGCUGGUUCAGCUUGGGAUGAGUUGAGUCAUAUCAGACAGGCAGCUGGAUUCUUGCAGGCCAUUAUUCAAAAGCAGGAAAUGACCUUAGACAAAAUAACAAGAGAACUCUGUCCGGUGCUAAGUAUACGGCAGCUAUACAGAAUCAGUGCUAUGUACUUUGAUGACAUUUAUGACAUGAGCAGCGUUUCUUCAGAUGUUAUUUCAAGCAUGAUGAUUAGAUUGAUAGAUGACUUGACCGAUGGUGUACGGAGUGACUCUCUUUUGGAGGACGACUUGAGCAUUCCAUUCACCGUAGAGGAUUUAUCAAAAUCAACGGAACAAGGGGAUGUAAACGACAUUGAUACUCUUGCAUUGAUCCAUGAAAACCCAAGUUUCAGCUUCUUGCUCACUUGUGGAGAAGGCAGUUCAUCAUAA
Brassica napus (rape) is the source of this 1221-nucleotide messenger RNA. Its product is annotated as myosin-17-like. Lineage: Eukaryota; Viridiplantae; Streptophyta; Magnoliopsida; Brassicales; Brassicaceae. The coding region runs from base 1 to 1221 and encodes 406 amino acids. The transcript is spliced from 12 exons. The record is from RefSeq and is a predicted model, not a curated record.